Messenger RNA from Spea bombifrons (plains spadefoot toad), 2839 nucleotides. RefSeq names its product armadillo like helical domain containing 3 (gene ARMH3). Gene Ontology annotation, biological process: regulation of Golgi organization. Gene Ontology annotation, cellular component: cytosol. Bases 273 to 2342 code for a protein of 689 amino acids. NCBI's taxonomy places the organism in Eukaryota, Metazoa, Chordata, Amphibia, Anura, Pelobatidae. The transcript has 27 exons. The record is from RefSeq and is a predicted model, not a curated record.
UAGAUGUUAGGAGGGAUGCUUCCAAUCAGGAUGAAUGUGUUCCUCAUACCUCCACCCCUCCAUGGAAUUAAGCCAUCAUGGCAGCAGUCUGACUGGAUACCGAGACCUCUCUUUCCUACUGAGCAGAUACAUGGUAUCCGUUUAGCCGGAUGCGUUACUACUUGUGCCGGGGAGGGUGGACCAGAGAGUUGGUACAACAGACAAAGGAAGCAGACUAUACUAGAUCUACCAUCAAUCGCCUUAUGUGCUGUCAAAGAGAUUAUGCUUAAACCAUGGCCCAAAUAGAGAAGAAGGUGGGGUUGCUUCGGAAGUCAUUGGCCUCUAAGAAACCCCUAAAAGAAAAAGUGGUCUUGAUGUAUGAUGAGAUUUUUGCGAGAGAAGAUCCAGCCAAAGCCAAUCCAAGAUUUUGGGAUGAACUUUUUCUGAUGAAGGUAAAUCUAGAAUAUCUGGAAGCCAAGCUGGAAUCAUUGGAUGGUGAAGAAUUAAUGAAGAUAAAAGAUAACAUUAACAGCCUGUUCCAGCACUGUAUCCAGGCGUUACGAGCGGAGCACCAAAUUCGCGUUGUCAAUUCUCUGCAGACACUUUGUGCUUUGAUUCGAGGCGUUCACCAAAAGAACAAGCCAACGUCAGGCUUCGAUAUCAUUAACAUGCUGAUGGGGUUUGAUAAGGCCGAGCUCAGAAUGAAGAAUUUGAUGGAAAGUUUGGACGUCCUUUUGUGCGGUGAAGGCUCUGAAAGUCUCAAGAGUUUGUGUUUGAAGCUCCUUCUUUGCCUAGUAACUGUGACUGAUAACAUCAGCCAGAACACCAUACUCGAAUAUGUAAUGAUUAAUAGUAUAUUUGAAGCCAUUUUACAGAUUCUCUCUAAUCCUCCCAGUAGAAGAGAACACGGCUACGAUGCUGUUGUUUUGCUCGCACUUCUUGUAAACUACAGAAAGUACGAGUCUGUGAAUCCUUACAUUGUGAAGCUGUCUAUUGUGGAUGAUGAGAACACACUCAAUGGAAUGGGACUAGUAAUUGCUCGUGCAUUAUUUGAAUACAACACGCAAUACAGAGACAAAGAGGAGGAAAACCAGACUGGCUUUUUCUCAGCCCUGACAAAUAUGGUGGGCAGCAUGUUCAUAGCUGAUGCGGAUGAGAAAAUCUCUGUACAAACUAAUGAGGCAAUCUUGCUGGCCCUUUACGAAGCAGUUCAUCUAAACAGGAACUUUAUCACCGUCUUGGCACAGAGUCAUCCUGAGAUGGGAUUAGUAACGGUGCCCACCAGUCCAGUCCCCACGACGCCAACUACCCCUCUGGGGACGACUCCUCCUUCGUUGGAUGUAAUGAGCCCUACAGAGCUGCCCCUGGAUGCGGAUGUACAGACCAGUAAUCUGCUCAUUACGUUCUUGAAAUACAGCUCCAUUGUUAUGCAAGAUACAAAAGAUGAACACAGACUGAACAGCGGUAAACUCUGUCUCAUCAUUCUCACCUGCAUAGCAGAGGACCAAUAUGCCAACGCGUUCUUACACGAUGACAACAUGAAUUUCCGCGUAAACCUUCACAGAAUGCCCAUGAGGCACAGGAAAAAACCAGCUGAAAAAAGCAUCCCAUGCCGCCCCCUGGUGUGUGCCGUACUGGAUUUGAUGGUGGAAUUCAUUGUGACUCAUAUGAUGAAGGAGUUUCCUAUGGAUCUCUACAUACGCUGUAUUCAAAUAAUCCACAAGCUUUUGUGUUAUCAGAAGAAGUGCAGAGUGAGACUUCAUUACACUUGGCGAGAACUUUGGUCCGCGCUGAUAAAUCUCUUGAAGUUUCUCAUGUCUAAUGAGACUGUUCUACUAGCAAAACACAACAUUUUUACCUUGAUUCUUAUGGUAGUCAAUUUGUUUAAUAUGUUCAUUACGUAUGGAGACACCUUCCUUCCUACUCCAAGCAGCUAUGAUGAGCUGUAUUAUGAAAUCAUCCGUAUGCACCAGAUAUUCGAUAACCUUUACUCAAUGGUACUUCGGCUUUCUACCAAUGCAGGCCAGUGGAAGGAGCCAGCCAGCAAGGUCACGCAUGCUUUGGUCAACGUCAGGGCCAUUAUAAACCACUUUAAUCCCAAGAUAGAAUCCUAUGCAGCUGUGAAUCACAUCUCACAAUUAUCAGAGGAACAGGUUUUAGAGGUUGUGCGAUCCAACUAUGACACGCUGACCUUGAAGCUGCAGGACGGGCUUGAUCAGUACGAGAGAUAUUCCGAACAACACAAAGAAGCCGCUUUCUUCAAAGAGCUGGCUCGAUCAAUCAGUAUCAACGUACGGAAGAACCUUGCCUUCAAUACUCUGAGCCAAGAAACUCUCUUGAAGGAAUUCUCUACCAUCUCCUGAAACGUUCUUGUAUUAUCACUGGAUUUGUUUUGGAAGUACCUGGACUACUGUUUUAAUAGCACCACGGUUGGGAUGAUACUACUGAAUGUAGUUUUCUUUCACUCUUAAUGUGCUUUUCACAGUGUAUCCAGUUCCCCUUUCCUCUGAUUAUAUUUUAUGAUUCUUGGAUGGGAAUAAGAACAUAGGUUUCUUAGAAGCUACAGAAGACAUUUCUUGUGCAGUUUUAAGGUUGUUUUUUUUUUCCUUUUGUGCUUGUGUUUUUUUCUUCUAUAUAGAGGAACUUGUUAUAAUGAAACAAAAUUAUCCAGAAUCCUCCUCUGGGGCAUUACCUCCAUAUGAUGUGAGACGGGAAUGAAGCAGGGGGUGGAAGUCUGCGGAAACUUCAUCAAAUGGACUGGGUUUUAUUUUUGGUUUCGUACUGUGAUAAAUGCAUUCUGAUCCAUGCAUCACCUUACAGUGAAUAAACCCAUUACUCUCUGUGGAACUGUAUCUAACAA